AUGGACCAAGCAGACAUCCCCGCGCUCCUGUCGCGACUCGCCAGUGACGAGGAUGCCGCCAGGAAAAUGGCCGUCUUCAAGCUGCAGUCCUCCAUCAACGAUCCCGCUUUUGCAGACGUUUUCAUAUCUUCCGGCGGACUGGUUGUGCUACGCCGUCUAAUCAUGAGCGCUGGAGGAAACACACUGGCGUACUCGCUGCAGAGUCUCACGCGUCUUUUGGAGGUGGAUAUGGGCUGGGAGAUUUUUGAGGGCUCGUCGUCCGGUGACUUAGUCGAGCGCAUCGUCGAAUUGAUCGUAACGAACCCCCUCGUCAACAUUUUGCGAGGCGCCAUGUCGAUUCUGGUCGCAAUCGUUGCACACUCGCAAUCCUCCGGCCGGCCCAAUACCCCGCGCACUCCAGGCUCAUUCGGUUUCAGGGCGCUGAAGCCAGCCGUCGCCGUGUACCCGCAAUUCUUCGAGCUCGUCAUCUCACAACUGCAGUCCGCCGACCACGCCCUGUGCGCCAACGCGCUCAUGCUCAUCAAUGCCAUGAUCAGAGACGCCGUCUCCAGCGACAGCAGCACGAAGCCGGGGUCGCCUGCUAUGGAGGAGUGGUCCAAGUUUAUCAAGCGUUUGCAGGACUUGGGCCUGAUCAAGGCCGUGUAUAAUCUCAUGCAGAGCUCUUCAUUGCAAGAUCUCGCGCACCCACUGCUCGAAUUUCAGUCCUUGACCAAGGUUCUACUAAGAAAGUGGCGCGAGGUGAGGGUUGACCUGGAGAGGCCUGAACACCGACGCGGCCUGAAGGGUUUACAUCUGGCGAGCAAUCCGGAGAAGCAGGUCAAUGGGCAUUCAAGACUGGAUGAGCUGAAUGAGGGCAAAAAGGGGAGCCGACGACACAACCCUGAGAAGUGGAGAAGACUUGGCUUCGAGACGGAGAGCCCCGCGCAGGAAUUCGAAGUGCCUGGGUUCCUGGGCAUGAUGGAUUUGACCGACUACGUGCGCAAGAAUGAGGACAGCUUUCAGAAGCUGCUGUUGGAGCAGUCGACAAAACACCGAAGUGAGCGGUGCCCGGUUGCGAGAGCAAGUCUUGCUGUCACCAUGAUCCUCUACGAUCACUUCGAGGUUGAAAAGUCGGAGAUUGAGGACACGAUGAAGAGCUAUCAAGGCUUGGACGGUAUUAAGAAUAACGAGAAGCUUUUCCGACCGCUCCUCCUGCAGUGGUCGAGGCUACACACCGCUGGCUUGCAGGCUUUCUUCCGCGUUUGGAAAUCCACGGCUGCAGAGCAACUGGACUUUGAGAAGGUCGCAGAGCUUGUUCGCAUCCUCAUUGAGCAGGUUGUCGGUCAAGCUGUCAGAACGAAGGACGUAGUGGAGGUGGAAGAGGAGCUCUUGGAGUACGACUGCACCAGGCUACGUGAACUUCAGAUGGAGCUGCUUGAGCUGUCUUUUGAAGAUCAAUGGGGUCAACAUUUGUAUCAAGUCCGAGAGGAGUUGAGACAAGAGGCUCUCCAGUUUGUCAAGGAGCAGCGCAUCAGGUGCCUACUUCAAGGUUCAUGGUUCUCGAAGCCGCUACCCCGCCGAGACACCAACCCUCGAGACGAGACCAAGCGCCGGCUGUAUACGCCACGGCCCUGGCGGUUUGCCAAGCUGUCACACAACAGGAGAUACCUCCACUACGCCGACUUCGAAACUCAGACAUCACAGGACCCCGGCCUGGAUAUUCUGACAGAGAAGGUUGACCUCAGCACGAUCAGUUCAGUGGUGUCAAACGUUUCUGCAUCCAACGAAGACACUCGAAGCGCGACUAGUAGUUCGACGCUCAAGAACACCGCGACGGUGAAGUCGACAACCAAGAUUACAAUCUUUAGCUACGUCAACCCCGCUGAGGCAGCCAAGGGCGGCGAUGCCAAGGAGCAGGCCAUCCUGACGCUGUACCCUGUGACCCAUAGUCUGGCGUCAGAGUGGCUCGAUGGCCUUCUGAUGCUGCUCAACCAGGCGCCAAUCACUGCUGAGACGAACAAAUUGGUCAACCUGGUUAGUGACUUUGGUCUGAAGAUCAGGCUGCUGAACGUGAGGAUAGAGGCUGCAUACACUGGCCCUCCUCCAGGGGCUGGCGUCGUCCCUAGCCGGGAAGGUCUAGAUGAAGACUACUUCUACGAGGUUUGA
Molecule: messenger RNA, 2145 nt
Organism: Colletotrichum chrysophilum
Lineage: Eukaryota; Fungi; Ascomycota; Sordariomycetes; Glomerellales; Glomerellaceae
Exons: 1
Coding region: 1-2145 (714 amino acids)
Biological process (GO): cell motility; actin filament organization
Cellular component (GO): plasma membrane
Source: RefSeq, a predicted model, not a curated record